Molecule: messenger RNA, 2479 nt
Organism: Ilex paraguariensis (yerba mate)
Lineage: Eukaryota; Viridiplantae; Streptophyta; Magnoliopsida; Aquifoliales; Aquifoliaceae
Source: the annotation of a GenBank genome assembly
AUUCAGUUCACAGUUCUGUGAAGGCGAUAUGAAAGAUGAAUCAAAGAUCAACAGAUGAAGAGAUAGUAGUUCUCUAUAACACUCAGAAAAAAGGAUGUUUUCUGAGUUCUUCAGCUUCAGUCCCAGCUUUACAGCCAUAACCAGGCCAACUCUACAACUGAAAUCACCAGCACGUUGAAGUCCAAAUCGAAAAGGUGUUUCUUCUUCAAAUUCUAUGUCCCAAAGCUUCCACUAACACAUCAAAUCUUCAAAGGGGCAUGAAAGAUUUGUGGUGACAAAGCACAUAGGAGGCAGUAACCAGAAGGAAAUGUUAAGAGUGCAAGGCUUCGACCCACCAGAGCCUCUACAAGAGGAAGUUUCCGGCAAUUUGCUGGUAUAUGACACCGGCGGAAUGCUUUCUCAGGUCAUCAACUUCCCAUCCUGGCCUGUAGCCACCGCCGACAUCUUCAAUGAUCAGAUCAAUCCAUAUUAUAAAUGGCCACCAAAACAGCUACAAACAGUAGCAAAUGAGGCUGAGGUAGCCAUUUUGGGGGAAGUGGAACAUGUUGAUGAUAAUGAUUGUGGUAAUAUAGUGAGUAAUCAUCAGUUUUUGAGCAUUAAUUCAGUCUCAUCAACAAAUUCUAUGCAGUUUUCUUCCAUGAACACUCAAGUCAAAUCAUCUUCUCCUUCCGAUGUUACAGCCAGCAUGAACCGUCCGGCUCAACUCUCUUGGGGUCCUGGUAGCAGCUGUGGAAGGUUAGUGGAGGGUCAAGGUCUUUCUCUGUCAUUAUCGUCUUCAUUACAGAACUUGGAAGCUGCUGCAAAACUAGAGGAAUUGAGGGUGGGAAAUAAUGGGAUUUUCUUCUGUAAUCAUGGAGAGGGGCCUUCUAUGAAUCCAUAUGAAUCAAAGAACUUGGAGAUUAAUCAACAACUAUUACAUUCACAAGGAAUUAGAGAACACAAUUCUCAAGUUCUAGUUGGGUUUGCAGCAACUCAGAGAACUGAGAAUGGUUUGAGAAAUUCUAGGUAUUUGAAGGCUGUUCAGGAAUUGCUGGAAGAGUUCUGCUGUGUUGGAAGGGGCCACUUCAAAAAUCAGACUCUCAAGAAGCAUAACAGAACCCAUAAUUCUAAUUUAGACAAUCAUAGUGGUGCUUCUUCAGCCGUUACUUCAUUGAAGGACCACCCACCAUUAUCAGCUACUGCAAAGUCUGAAUACCAGAGGAAAAAGGUCAAACUGUUGUCUAUGCUUGACGAGGUGAGUUUGCGGUACAACCGUUACUGUGAACAAAUGCAAAUAAUGGUUAACUCGUUCGAUUCAGUGAUGGGUUUUGGGGCUGCAGUUCCAUACACAGCCCUUGCCCAGAAGGCAAUGUCAAGGCAUUUUCGCUGCACCAAGGAUGCAAUAGUGGCUCAAUUGAAGCUUACUUGUGAGCUUCUUGGAGAGAAAGAUGUGACAGGUACAUUCGGCUUGACGAAAGGAGAGACACCCAGACUUCGGCUGCUUGAGCAGCAGUUGAGGCAGCAGAGAGCCAUUCAGCAAAUGGGAAUGUUGGAGCCUGAAGCUUGGAGGCCCCAGAGAGGCUUGCCUGAGCGUUCUGUUAACAUAUUGAGAGCCUGGCUUUUUGAGCAUUUUCUUCACCCGUACCCAAGCGAAGCAGACAAGCAUUUGUUGUCUCGACAGACUAGUUUGUCCAAAAGUCAGGUAUCGAACUGGUUCAUUAAUGCCAGGGUUCGGUUGUGGAAACCCAUGGUGGAGGACAUGUACCAAGAAGAGGCCAAAGAAGAUCAAGAGGCUUCAGCAAAAGAAGCUAAUGAACCCAACUCUCAAGAAGAUCACUACCAAUACAGCAUCUCUGCACAAAAGCCAAUGUGUGAUACUACAACAUCAAUACCAUUGUCAGCAGGCAAAAGAUCCCACAUCAGUGCACCAGACAAGGACCAUUCAAAGAACACCAUCAAUUAUAGGCAGAACUUCUUGGGAAACCAACAUAUGAUCCAGGGUGUAAACAUGGCGUCCUCGCUUGUUAGGCUUGGGACUUCGGCAGGUGAAGUGUCCCUCACUCUGGGACUUCGGCACACCGAAAAUGUACCAAAGAAGAGCCCGCUCUGAAUAGGAAUAUAAAACAUACGGAUAAGUAUUCAGAUUAAGCAAAGCAGGUCGUCAUUUUCUAUCAGGAGCGCUAUGUCAUUAACAAUUUCCUGCCUAUAUAUUUCGGAUGCUUGGAGGCCCAAAGGGCAAGAAUUGUGUAAGUUAGUAGUAUUAAUAUGAUAGAUUGUUGUUUGAGAUGGAUGGUAAUUGUAUAGGAUAAUUGUUCUGGUCAUUUUCUUGUUGAAGUUUGGCUAUUUUAAUCUUCAGGGCUUUAAGAGUCAUAAGAGAACAAGAGGGUAAAUGUUAUUUUGCAUGUGCUAAAGAAACUCAAACUUAACUAGAUAUCAUUGUAAAUUAUUUGUAUGGCAAUUUGCUAGAAGAUCAAAGAAUUCUCAGCAGCUUACUUCUUCC